GACGCACAUGUUCCCGGAGUGGGCGCUGUGCACGGAGAGGCCAGCAGUGAUCAGGGUGAUAGACGCCCUUGUUCCUUGACCCCCGGCAAUGGAUGCUGACCUCACCGAGUGGUCAGAUGGCCAGUUUGGCCUUUGGUUGCUUGGAAACACCGGAAUUAAAUGGCAUCAAGGAAUCGUAUCGGCGAUGGGAAGAUUGUGUUUCUGAAAUCGGUGUAGUCGCAGAAGCCGUGUGUUUGGAGUUCUGGAGUUCGGAGAGGACUGCCAAACGGUAACACACUGCUCUGCUACUGUUGUGGGGAAGUUCACGUGUUUUCUCAAUCACUGGGUGUACACUCGGGAGCGCAUGCUCGUGUGUCGUCAUAUCGUCAGCUGUGGGUGGAAUCAUUAGUUGCUCCAGAAGACCUGGAUUCCAACACUAGCGUCCCGCUCUCUGUCUUAGAGAGAGGGAGUGACAGCGGAUCUACCUACCUUUCUUUAUUUCAUCAGAUAACAUGUUUCAUAUGAAUUUCCUGUAAACAGAAAUAUCUGUGUCCUGAAUUCACGCGGAAGGUCGUCGUUAAAGGACACCGUAACCGGCUUUAUUGGAGAUGUAAUCCAACAUGGCCGCCCUAUCUCCCAUCUUGAAAAACAGUCCGGUUUUCAAGUACGUUGUUCCGUGCCUGUUCAUCAGUCUGUUCGGCCUCUUGUACUAUGUUGUGGUUUACACGAAGCUGGACCUCACAGUCCUUGUGCCGACCAAGUCGGCUUUUGAAAAACUUCAGUUCAUUGCCAGUGGGUACACAUUCUCCAAUCAGUCACUGCAUCUCUACGGAUCAUAUAUGUCGAAAGACGGAAGAGUGACCUCGCAUAACGAGACCUUUAUCAGUUUAGAUAGUGAUGUACUAGAAGGUAUUCGAUCUCGAUACAUUCGUGCUAAACAAAUAGAAUUUGAACACAUGUGUCCACGGAUUCACGUGACGUCUGUGAGCUGCAGUGCCUUAUUUGACGGCGAUGUUGUUGAGACUGAAAGGGUUAAAGCUGUAAUGACAAAACAGACUCGACAGCAGAAACCAGCUGAGUUGUACAUAGAACUGACGCAAAACUGUGAUACAUUCAAAAGGAAAAGAGGAUACAUUACCAAAACGCUUACGGAAGAAGAAGAGCACUUCCCGUUGGCCUUCACCUUGCUGAUGUUCAAGGACGUGGAGCAGGUUGAUCGUCUCCUGCGCGCAGUCUACCGGCCCCAGAAUUACUACUGUCUCCACGUUGAUAGUAAAGCAGAGGCCAAGGUCAAGGAUGCCAUGCGUGGAAUUGUGGGGUGUUUUGAUAAUGUUUUCUUCUCAUCACGAUCUGUGGAUGUUCAAUGGGGAACAUAUUCUGUGUUAGAACCAGAAAUAAUUUGCAUGGAAGAACUAUGGAAGUAUAAAAAAUGGAAAUAUUUUAUCAAUUUAACCGGACAAGAAUUCCCACUGAAGACCAACUUUGAACUGGUCAAAAUAUUGAAGGUGUACAAUGGAGCCAAUGACCUUGAAGGAACAGUUCAAAGAGCCAACAGAGGGAGGUUUGAGAAGGCAGGUGACCCUCCACACGGAAUCACCCCGGUGAAAGGGUCCGUGCACAUCGUGGUCAACAGGGGCUUCGUGGACUACGUCCUGCACAACAAGACGGCACAGGACUUCCUGGCUUGGGUAAAAAAUGUCGAUGUGCCCGACGAGACGUUUUUCACCUCGCUCAAUCACAACGCUCAUCUUCGUGUACCAGGGGCAUAUUUAGGGGAUCCAGAAACUGACCGACUGAUAAAACCAUUCCUUGCACGAUUUAAAAACUGGGGGAACGAGCCUUUUGACUGGCCAUGUGAAGGACAGCGCGUGCGCCUAAUUUGUAUAUUUGGAAUCGGCGACCUUCCGCUAUUAAGGUCAAGGCCAGAACUGUUCACAAACAAGUUUUACUGGGACUACCAGCCAUAUGCCUUGGAUUGUAUGGAGGAACUGCAUUACAACAGAACACGUGACGAAUACCUGGGUGUGCGGUCUUUUGACGACUCAUACUACAAGACCCUGUCUUUCGUGAAAAACAAAGUACCCCUUUAACUCCCAGUCACAAGACACUGGUAUUUCAUCUCGUGGGAUAUAUUUUCAAAACCGAUUUAUGAUAAAUGUUUACAUUUACAAUGAGGAAGUGGUACAGAUUUAAUAUAUUUAUUUGACUUAGGUUUGAUUAUUUUCAAGUGUUGAUUUAUUGAUACACCAUGUACAAUUGUUAUUGUCUUGCCGCAAAUGAAUAAUUAUUUAUGGGCGUUUCUAUAACUUCUACGCCGUGUGAACUGACUUGAUGAAUAUGCAUGAGGAGGGGCGGGGCGUUCAUUCAUACGGGUCAGUAAAUAGAUUCCCACCUGCGUUUACGUGCACGUACAAACCGUGCUUCUCGAUCUCUUGGUGGUGUCUUCGUUUGGAUAAACUGACUCAUCCUUUCCUCGGCCAGUAGAAUAGAAGCUGCACCAAAGAUAUAUUGCAAUUGUUUACACUUGGGGCAAGUGCUAUGUAUAGUCUGGUCACAUGUGUUACACGUUGCGUAUGUUUUAGCCAGACCAUUUAAAGGAUUAUUUUACGUAACAAAAGUUAACGAAAUGGAGAGCAUAGGGAUUGUACUUCGUAUCUAUAAGUAAAAUGUUAAAAGAUAUACUAAUUUACCGUCGUUGUCAGUGUGAAUAAAUUAUUUAAAAUACAAUAUAUCUUAAGCUUGCUGAGGUGUAUAUUAAAUAAUAGAAAAAAGGAAUUAUGUCCAAUCGUGAUAGGAACUACAUAAUAUAUUUCAAAUUUGAAUUUCUGUACUUAAUUAUCUUUAUCCCACCACUUGAAUUGUUGGAAAAAACAUCGUAAAUGAAACCAAGUGUGAUUGUAAACUUCAAGGUAAAUGGGAUUUUGUCUGCUUGUGCGUUAUCAGUUCUGUCACUUCUCACCUGUAUAUAUUCUGUUUUGUUUGAAUCUUCAUCUUCACAUCAUCGCACAACUUUAAAAUAUAAUUUUAAAAGUGAAAUUUUAAAUGUGAAAAGUAAUUUUACACAGGUAACGAUUGUUAUCAAGAUUGUAAUCAAUUCCACCCGCAACAGUUGAAGUACUGCUAUGAAGUUAACAUGAUAUAUAAUCUACCCAUCGACCUACCAGUUAAGGUUGAGUUUGAAUCAUUUUUUAAAACAACAACAAAAAGAAUCAUGAGUAACAAAAGGAGGACAAACCACCGUUAGUUUCAUAUUCAGUAAUGCAAGUUCAGUCUGCUUCUCCAUCCGUGUAAUUAAAGGGACAUAACUCAGUUCUCGAUUUGGACAUUUUCAGUUGGAGCAGUCCAGUAAGGAUUAAGCGAGUUUCGCCAAACACCGAAACUUAAACCAUCUAGGGUGUGUGCUUUACAUUCAACUAAGGUCUCGUUCAACAACAGCUAUUGGUUUAAGUCUACAGAAAUACACUUCGAGGCUGUUAUUUGUUCUAUAUGUUGUCGAAGAACACUGUAAUAUAGACGAGUUGUCUCCCCUCGCUGUGGUCUAUGAUUGACGUUUUUUAUUGAUUAUGAACUGAAGAAUAUGUCUAACACAGGCGCAUGUGUGGUACACACAUUAUUGCAACCAUACUGAAUCUUGAUAGGUAAUUAUAAAUAAUAUUGACCUGGUUUGGGUUUUUAACAUAGCAUACACCUGCUAUAUGACAUCAGCAUUCCACUGUCAUCUUCAUCGUCAAAGCGACGUCUACUGUCGGAGGUCAAAUAUAGACCCUGUUUUUAUUUACAUAUUAUUAACGUGUAUAUUUAUAAUUUUCUAAGUUAAGGUUAUGGAUCAGUAAAUCACGCUAAGCUGUCGUAUAAGACUUCCUUUGUGUUUCCUGUGUUCUUUGAUGUGAGCCGUGUAUUGAUUGUGUUUGUUUUCGUCUGGGGUGUCACGUGUCAUGUCAUUUAUCUUCAUUGGUUUUUAACUCAUUACAUCACCGUAUUUUCAGAUUUUCAGAUAUUUAUCUGUAAUUACAGGCCACAGUAGUAAACAGUCGAAGAUCGAGUCGAACUUGGAUGUGUCGAGUGUCCGGCUGUCUCGAACUCAACUUUCAGUCCCUGCGACCUCCCCCUAUAUUUCACAUCAUUUAUGGUCGUAUCUUCCGUACUGGAUGUGUUGAGUGUCUAUGUGUCUCGAGCUUUUGUGGCACCAUGUAUCAAAAUUUAGAACAGUCUUCUCCUGAUGACCCGAACACUGUCUCUUCGAACAUGUUCUUUGGCCUUUCCGGAAAAUCAAUUUCUUGGUUGUAUCGAACCCCGAAUAACUCUGAUCUCUUAGGUCUCUACGGGUUUGGCAAGACGAAGUUCGACUAUAGCUGAAAAUAUUGUUGAAUGCAGAGUUUCGGUUCGAACCCAUUUGCAUGACUACCUAAAGGCAACACCUGGACCUAGGCCCUCCCACAGAUCGACGUUAUUGAUAAUGGCUAUGCUACAGUAUAGACCCUGUUGACCUGAGUUAGUGUAGUGGUGCAAGGGUCUGGCUUAUUCUGUGUGUCAUCAUUCCCCGGAAGCGUGAUUCAUGCUCGUAAUAUCAACCACCGGUUUUGCUGCUAUACUAUGGCGGAAUGUUCGUUUAAACUAUUUAUCGCCACGGAAAAGAGCUGUGCUGUCUCCUUCAGUCUGUUCUUUGAUUUUUUUAAAUGAUAUAUUUUCAUAUAUGAAAAGUUUUAAUAUUCCAAGAUGUUACAAAAUAAGCAUUAUUUUUUGUACAGGCUUAGAGUCACAAUUGUUAUGUACAUUAUCAUAUCAUAAGCACACAUUGGAAGUAUAUAAUACUGUGUUUCCUAACUUAUGUCUGACAGAGCAUGCAAUUGUUUGAUUUGCUACGUGAUCUGUCUG
Haliotis rubra (blacklip abalone) is the source of this 4854-nucleotide messenger RNA. RefSeq names its product beta-1,3-galactosyl-O-glycosyl-glycoprotein beta-1,6-N-acetylglucosaminyltransferase-like. Gene Ontology annotation, cellular component: membrane. Gene Ontology annotation, molecular function: acetylglucosaminyltransferase activity. The record is from RefSeq and is a predicted model, not a curated record. The transcript has 4 exons. NCBI's taxonomy places the organism in Eukaryota, Metazoa, Mollusca, Gastropoda, Lepetellida, Haliotidae. Bases 600 to 2069 code for a protein of 489 amino acids.